AUGAAAAGAGUAUUCCAGGACAUUACAAACGUCAACAGGAAGAAUAUCAAACUGACGAUCCACAAGUCGUCCCAUAGAAGAAAGCUGGUGCAAUGGCUGUACGAGGUGACAGAUGACUUCGGGUAUUCUCAGGUGACAUUCUCGACAGCAGUCUUUAUUCUGGACAGGUACACAGAAGCUCGGGGUCUUGACCUUGAGAAGUACCAGCUUGUGGGGAUUUCAGCUCUUUUCCUCAGCGCAAAGAUAGAAGAGAAGUGGUGCAAGGCGGUAGAUGACUAUGUGCAUGUUACAGACGGCGCAUGCUCCGGGAAGGAGAUCCUGGACAAGGAGAUUGAGAUGCUGGAGGUGUUUGACUUCAACAUGAUGCUCCGGCUUCCCCACUCCUUUCUCCAGGAGAGGUAUCUUGAGAAGGCAUCCGACAAGUACACCAUGAAGCAGAGACAGGAGAUAUUCUUCUGUGCAUUCUCAUAUGUGAUUGAAAAGAACAUCUGUGGGAGCAGCAUGUACUGGAUAUACCUGGAAGGCGUCAAGGAAGCCGAAAAGGUGCUCUCUGGAUGCGAGAUAGAUACAGGCCUUAGGUUCUAUCUAGAGAACAACAGAAAGAUUAAAAGCAUAUUUAUGUAG
This is a messenger RNA of Encephalitozoon cuniculi GB-M1, 624 nucleotides long. RefSeq names its product cyclin. The transcript has a single exon. Gene Ontology annotation, cellular component: cyclin-dependent protein kinase holoenzyme complex; nucleus; cytoplasm. The coding region runs from base 1 to 624 and encodes 207 amino acids. The record is from RefSeq and is marked provisional. Gene Ontology annotation, molecular function: cyclin-dependent protein serine/threonine kinase regulator activity. Gene Ontology annotation, biological process: regulation of cyclin-dependent protein serine/threonine kinase activity; mitotic cell cycle phase transition. NCBI's taxonomy places the organism in Eukaryota, Fungi, Microsporidia, Unikaryonidae.